Molecule: messenger RNA, 2614 nt
Organism: Impatiens glandulifera
Lineage: Eukaryota; Viridiplantae; Streptophyta; Magnoliopsida; Ericales; Balsaminaceae
Product: methylcrotonoyl-CoA carboxylase subunit alpha, mitochondrial
Exons: 16
Coding region: 71-2260 (729 amino acids)
Cellular component (GO): mitochondrion
Molecular function (GO): metal ion binding; ATP binding; methylcrotonoyl-CoA carboxylase activity
Source: RefSeq, a predicted model, not a curated record
UAGCAAUUAGUAAAGAACUCUUAUACUCUAUCGUUACGGUUCAUAGAUAGUUAUCAGAGAGCUCGGAAUCAUGCCAUCCAUGGCGUCAUUUGUUUGCCGGAAACUCCAUUCCAGACAUUCGAAUAUCAUGAUUAGGUUCUUUUCUUCGCCACCGGUUAAGAAUCAGAGAAUUGAAAAGAUACUCAUCGCCAACAGAGGCGAGAUUGCUUGUAGAAUCAUGAGGACAGCUAAGAGAUUGGGGAUUCGGACAGUCGCAGUCUACAGUGACGCCGAUAGGAACAGCCUUCACGUCAAGUCAGCCGACGAGGCCGUUCGUGUCGGUCCCCCUCCGGCUCGGCUGAGCUAUCUCAAUGCGCCAUCCAUUAUUGAAGCUGCGAUUAGGACGGGCGCUCAGGCUAUCCAUCCUGGGUAUGGUUUCUUAUCAGAAAAUGCCGAGUUUGCUGAACUCUGUCAACAAGAGGGCUUUAUUUUUGUUGGACCUCCACCAUCUGCGAUCAGAGAUAUGGGUGAUAAAAGUGCAUCCAAAAGAAUAAUGGGUGCAGCAGGGGUGCCACUUGUUCCUGGUUAUCAUGGUGAUGAACAAAGUAUUGACUUCAUGAAGUCAGAAGCAGACAAAAUUGGAUAUCCUGUUCUGAUAAAACCAACUCAUGGGGGUGGAGGGAAGGGGAUGAGGAUAGUAAACAAUCCUGAUGAAUUUGUUGACUCAUUUUUGGGAGCACAAAGGGAAGCUGCUGCAUCUUUUGGAGUGGAUAAAAUCUUACUGGAGAAAUAUAUCACUCGACCAAGGCACAUAGAAGUUCAGAUAUUUGGGGAUAAACAUGGAAAUGUUGUACAUCUGUAUGAGAGAGAUUGCAGUGUGCAAAGAAGACACCAGAAAAUAAUUGAAGAAGCACCGGCACCCAAUGUUGCAGAUGACUUCCGCUCUCAUGUUGGUCAAGCUGCUGUCAAUGCAGCCAAGGCAGUUGGUUAUCACAAUGCUGGAACAGUGGAGUUUAUUGUUGACACAUCAUCUGGAGAGUUCUAUUUUAUGGAGAUGAAUACACGUCUUCAGGUUGAACAUCCUGUUACUGAGAUGAUUGUUGGCCAAGAUCUUGUAGAGUGGCAGAUACGCGUAGCCAAUGGAGAAUCUCUUCCUAUCAGUCAAUCUGAGGUGCCUGUAGCAGGUCAUGCUUUUGAAGCUCGUAUAUAUGCUGAAAAUGUUCCAAAAGGAUUUCUUCCAGCAACUGGAGUUCUUCAUCAUUAUCGUCCAGUCCCAGUUUCUUCAGAAGUUAGGGUUGAGACGGGAGUUGAACAAGGUGAUACAGUCAGUAUGCAUUAUGACCCUAUGAUUGCUAAGCUUGUGGUAUGGGGAGAAAGUCGCGGCGCAGCUUUGAUCAAAUUGAAGGACUGCUUGUCAAAAUUUCAGGUUGCAGGUUUGCCAACCAAUAUAAAUUUUCUGACUAGGCUGGCAAGCCAUCCAGCAUUUGAGAACGGUGACGUUGAAACCCAUUUCAUCGAGCAUUUCAAAGAUGACCUAUUUAUCGAAUCAACAAAUAAUCCAGUACUUGCCCAAGGAAUAUGUGAUUCUGCUAAAUUGAGCGCAUCAAUUGUAGUGGCAUGCUUGUUUGAAAAGGAACAUGCAGCAAUUAUAAAACAGCCUCCUGGAGGCUUGUCUAUGUGGUAUGGCUGUCCUCCCUUUAGAGUAAAUCAUUCUGUCAAGCGUACUUUGGAACUUGAAUGGACUAAUGAAUACAGUGAUAGCAGCCCAAAACUUUUGAAACAUUCUAUUACCUACCAUCCAGAUGGGCUCUAUAUUAUUGAGACAGGAGAAAGUAGCUUGAAUUUGGAAAUUGAUUAUUUGGGUAGUGAUGAAUUUAGGGUUACGACGGGUGGAGCGAGCAUGGAUAUUACAAUAGCCACUUAUUUCAAGGAUAAAGAUAAACAUAUUCAUAUAUGGCGUGGUUCAGAACAUCAUCAGUUCAAGCAGAAGCUGCGAGUUGAUUGGUCAGAUGAUGUUGAAACCCAUACGAAGUCAACUUUUGAUACGACAGCAGCCCAUCCUCCUGGAACUGUACUCGCUCCAAUGGCUGGCCUAGUAGUAAAAGUUUUGGGAAAAAAUGGGUCUCAAGUUGAACAAGGACAACCUAUUUUAGUGUUGGAAGCGAUGAAAAUGGAGCACAUCGUGAAGGCACCACUUGCUGGGAUUGUUCAGGGGCUACAUGUGGAAGCCGGUCAGCAAGUUUCUGACAGCAGCAUUCUAUUUCAAGUCAAGGAAAAGUGAUAGUCCCGACGAUUCAUCACCAAACUAAGCUGAUUAGGAAGAUUGAAUCACUAUAUAACAGACAUCUUCACUGAAAAAAAAAACAGGUUUAUCAUUCCACAUGUGAAAUGAUUUCUCCUGUACAUGGUACUAUAAAAUCUCUUGCAAUACCAUAAUAAUCAUGGCUGGCUGACAAAUUUGACCUUUCUGUAGGAUGGGAUGAAUGUUAAGUCUGAAAAUGAAAGAUAGGGGGUAUUAUUAAGUUCAUAAAGUCAGUGCACAAAAUUGUAAAGAACCUGUUUUAAUUCCUAAUGAUAUUUAAUCUUGUAUAAUAAUAAUUUUCCUAUAUCGUGGCUACUAAGUUUUCGUAGGACC